CACAAAGAUAGGAUCGACCUCGACUGUAGCAGAGAUAGGAUGGGGAAACAAUGAUUCUUGUGUGCAACACACGCAGUCGAACACUAGAUAUGAAGAACUAACGCACGAACUAAAAGACAUCAAGGAGAAGUUGGAUAAUUUAAGCACAAUCAAAACCAGUUAUUGAGAGAAACAACGACAGGCAUCUUGUGAGCCUUCCAACGACAACUGUACAAUAUAUGUGUUAAAUCAGCUGUCUAAGCUCGAAGAAGAAACCAAGCUCAAGAAUGAUGAACUCAGUCAACUGCAACAAAAAUACGACAAAUUAAACACAACCUAUCUGAGUGUAAGUAUGGCCAAGAACGACCUGGACGAACAAGUGAAGAACCUGACUGCUACCCUCGACGCCACCCGCUACAGAACACGAACGAUGGGCGCAGCAGACUGCAGCGAGGUGCUGAGUCUUGAUUUUAAAGAAAGCAACGUCUACAUCAUCUACCCUAAAACGCCAAGUGGAGGUGUAUCAGCGUAUUGUGACCAGAAAACAGAUGGGGGCGGGUGGACCGUCUUUUUGACAAGAAAAGAGUCACACCCCCAACAAGAGAAGUUCAACAGGACGUGGCAGGAGUACAGUAAAGGUUUCGGGGACCCUGAAGGAGAAUACUGGCUAGGUAACAAAGUGUUGCAUGCUCUAACGGGCAAAACCUCUACGUAUAUGUUAAGAAUGGACGUACAAUAUGAGACGGAUGGGUCCCUGCUCUUCGCGGAGUGGGAAUACUUCACAGUGAACAACGAAGAUAAUAAAUACAGCCUUUCACUUGGUGAUUACAACCCCAACAGUACCAUCGCUACCGACCCCUUACAAUACGAGAGUGAUAUGGCCUUCUCCACAUUCGAUCAGGACAACGACCGCAAUUCCUUAAAGAGCUGUUCUAAGGCAAAUGGAGGUGGAGGAUGGUGGUGGAACAACUGCAAUAUUGCAUUCCUCACUCGACCCUUCAAUCAGAGAGACCGGACUGACACACCUGACACCUCCCUCGGCUCCUCCAAUGAUGUCUUCAACAACAGCUUUGUGUACCUGCAGCUUAAGAUUCGACCCAAGAUAUAAGCCAUCCCAGCCUCUGUUAGGGAGUAAACAUGUAGACUCCAUCAAGUUUAUCACGGUGCAGGUAUAGUAGACAGAUUGUAACCUCGCACAGUAUAAAUGUCUCCUGUUAUUACAGCAGCAAGAAAACUUCCAGCCAGAUGGCAGGUAUGGACGGGCGGCGCCACCAUUUCUAUACUUGGGGAGUUUAGGAGUUGCUAUCUGCUUGGAAGGGAAGACUAGUAGGUUUUGAAGCAUAUGUUAUUAUUACUGUUUUAUUUAGAGGCUAAUGUUUUUUUUUUUUUUUGAAAGGCUGAAGCCCCUUAGCUCCCCACCUCCCUCCCCAUAAUAAUGGUUUGCUCCUGUGUAAACCACAUAGCUCAAUGUCUGAUUAUUAUGAUAUUCAUAACUGAGGUCUAAAUGACUGAUCUUUGCACUGCAUAUUUUGGCCUUGCCAACAUUAAUUUGUGAGCCAGAUGGUCUAUAUGUAAGCCACCAUCGUGCCAUCCUGCAGUGCUGUAUGACCCUUGUGGGUUUAGUGCUUAGUUUUUAGUGUAAUAAUAAAUAAUAAUAAUCAUAUCACUUGCCUGAAAUGCCCAUACUAGUAAGAUAUGUAAUUGUCAGUAAGCAGACCCACCUCUCACCAGCAUCAACUGCCUUUCUAACUGGCAGCACAGUAUUCUCAUUGUACAUUCUUAGCUUUAAGCAUAUACGUACAUAUGAAAUAUAAUUUUGUUGUUUUA
This is a messenger RNA of Cherax quadricarinatus, 1806 nucleotides long. Lineage: Eukaryota; Metazoa; Arthropoda; Malacostraca; Decapoda; Parastacidae. The record is from RefSeq and is a predicted model, not a curated record.